CAUGAACGAGCCUGCUUCAAACACGGCAUCAUCUGCCACCCACCAAAGCCAAGCUGAAGCCAGAACAACCUCGUCGAUUCCCGAUAUCACCCAACUCUCACUCGAACCCAACCCAGAUAUCUUCACCAUCGUCUGCUGCAACGACAGCUUCCAGCUUGCGAUUGAUCACAGCACCAUCAAGAUCCUGCUCAGAGUAUGCAAACGAGCCCGACCCCUCCUGAGCUCCAAGGUGCCUCGCUUCCACAGUUGGUCCCAGAAUGCAGGAUUGUGUCAUUCAGAUGGACAGCUGCGGAUCGGUCUCACCCCCAGCGACACGAUUGCCAUCUCGCUGCACUGUGAUGAUCAAGAGACAGCUGAUCGAUCCUGGCUCGUUGCUCAGGCAGAGCAUGGCAAUGCUGCCGCAUCAUAUUUCCUGGCAAGGAUCCUUCAAAUCGAGGUUGAAGGGCAACCCUACAUGGAACGAUCCAAGAGGCAAAGCGUCCUCCAGCAAAUCUUCCGCUUUCUGGAGAAUGCAGCCAAAGGUGGCCAUUCAAGGGCCCAGUACGACCUCGCUGGGUUUUAUCUCAACGGAAUUGAAGUCGACAAAGAUCACACCAAGGCCGCGGAGCUAUACCGUGGUCCUGCAGAUCGUGGAAUUCCUCGGGCUCAGGUCGCUCUUGGCCGAUGCUACGAGAUCGGCGAAGGUGUCGAACAAAGCUACGACACGGCCAUUGAGUGGUAUUCCAAAGCAGCAGAUCAAGCCAACGAAGACGGUCGACUCCAUAUCUUGUGGAUCGGAAUUUGCUACUCCUUUGGCGGGGGAGUAUCGAAGGACCACAAGAAGGCAUUCGAGUGGUUCAGCAGGUCGGCUGACCAAGGCAACUCGUACGGCCAGUGGUGGGUUGGUAAUUGCUAUCUCUGUGGACGUGGAGUUACCGAGGACGAACGCAAGGCAGUCGAGUGGUUCCUCAAGUCGGCCGAACAGGGCAAUCGAUACGGACAACAUUAUCUCGGCGACUGCUACAGAUAUGGCGAAGGUGUCCCCAAGAACAUUGACACCACCGUUUUCUGGUGGCGCAAGUCCGCCGACCAGGGUUUCCAAGCUGCCAUCAACAACCUCAAGAAACUUGGCAAAUGGCCCUGAUUCCCGAAUUCCACUCCCGAACAACAAAAUCGCAACACUGAACUUGCAAGCAGCCAAGCAAACCGCGCCGCCAACACCCAUCCCAACCACCACGAUGCCAAAGAGUGGACUUGCAGAGUGGUUCCGAUGAAGCGGCAAUGGCCGAAUGAUGGUGUAUUUGACAUUCAGUACAUCCAAUACAUCCAAUACAUC
Molecule: messenger RNA, 1315 nt
Organism: Polychytrium aggregatum
Lineage: Eukaryota; Fungi; Chytridiomycota; Chytridiomycetes; Polychytriales
Exons: 2
Molecular function (GO): protein binding
Source: RefSeq, a predicted model, not a curated record